UUCAGGUGCGCGCUGUUCCCAACUUUACAAAGAAAUUCGUUCCCAGUUCAUACAACCGCCUUACAACAAAAGAGCUGGCUAGCCGACAACUUUCUUGUUCCGUAAAUCAUUAAAAUGUCUACAACGAUCGAUCGCGAAAAAGAGUGUCCAUUCCUGCUGAGAAUCUUUACAAGAAACGGUGGCCAUCACACUACCAACGAAUUCCAAGUCGACAGCGUACCAACAUCGGAUGAACUUCAAUUAUAUACCUGGAGAAAUGCAACACUGGAAGAACUUGCACAACUUAUUCAAGAAGUGGUACCAGAAGCCAAACACCCUGACGCUCGUGUCGCGUUUCGAUUAAUUUACCUCGACAGUCAGCGCGCCGUUUAUCGCUCACGCGACAUUGGACGUGUUGUGAAUAUCAAACCUACAGCAGAUCAGACAAAGACUUUGGAUGAUUGCAAUUUCUUUAUUGGCGACUUUCUGGAUGUGGCAAUCUAUAUCGGUCCUCCACCAAUAAAUAAAAUGCGGCGUAACAGCGAUUGGGGACGCGAUGGCGGUAACGGUGCACGGGACAGACGCCCUGGUGGUCGAUUCGGUAGUGGUGGUGCAAGAGAUGGACGGUUCCGACGAGACGAUCGACCCUUUGGUGGACGACGCGACCGUUUUUAAAAUAAAACAUACAACACAUGAGACUUCUCACUUUAUCCGACCUUUGAACGCAAACUCGCACCUUGAAUAAAAGAAAAGGACUGGUCGUUUAUAUAUUUUUAUCCACUCAUACAUGUGAAAGAAGCAAAAAAGAGAAAUAAAUGCCAUUUGUAAUUAGGAGUGCUUCCCUGUGAUAAGUGAUUGACAUACUAUGAAAGGCGAGUUAUUUUUAAUGCUAUAUUAAAUGCUUGUCAGCAGCGACCACGUUUAUCACGAUCGG
Molecule: messenger RNA, 913 nt
Organism: Zychaea mexicana
Lineage: Eukaryota; Fungi; Mucoromycota; Mucoromycetes; Mucorales; Lichtheimiaceae
Product: Sin3 associated polypeptide p18-domain-containing protein
Exons: 4
Coding region: 115-654 (179 amino acids)
Biological process (GO): negative regulation of DNA-templated transcription
Cellular component (GO): nucleus
Molecular function (GO): transcription factor binding; transcription corepressor activity
Source: RefSeq, a predicted model, not a curated record